Corythoichthys intestinalis (scribbled pipefish) is the source of this 1299-nucleotide messenger RNA. RefSeq names its product SRY-box transcription factor 21b (gene sox21b). The record is from RefSeq and is a predicted model, not a curated record. Gene Ontology annotation, biological process: cell differentiation; anatomical structure morphogenesis; regulation of DNA-templated transcription. Bases 171 to 917 code for a protein of 248 amino acids. Gene Ontology annotation, molecular function: DNA-binding transcription factor activity, RNA polymerase II-specific; RNA polymerase II cis-regulatory region sequence-specific DNA binding. The transcript is spliced from 2 exons. NCBI's taxonomy places the organism in Eukaryota, Metazoa, Chordata, Actinopteri, Syngnathiformes, Syngnathidae.
GGGCCACGGAGAGUUGUCAUCCACUUGUGUGCGCGCUGCCGCUGAUGGUGGAUGACACACCGGCGAGGAUGAAUAGGAGAAUACCGCACUUUUAAGGAGUUGUCUAUUUUUUCCACAACCGAUAAUCGCAGUUGGGAUGAAGAAUUAAAUUCGCAAAGCGAGCGUAAAGUAUGUCGAAACCGAUGGAUCACGUCAAACGCCCGAUGAACGCCUUCAUGGUGUGGUCCCGAGCACAGAGGAGGAAAAUGGCCCAGGAGAACCCAAAAAUGCACAACUCGGAGAUCAGCAAGCGGCUAGGCGCCGAGUGGAAACUUCUGAGCGAGUCCGAGAAGAGGCCCUUCAUUGACGAAGCCAAGCGGCUGCGGGCCAUGCACAUGAAGGAGCACCCCGACUACAAGUACCGGCCCCGGAGGAAGCCCAAAACCCUGAUGAAAAAGGACAAAUUUUCAUUCCCGGUGCCCUACAACCUGGGGGAGCACGACGCGCUCAAAGUCAGCGGCCUCUCCGCAGGAACUCUGCCCGAGAGUAUCAUCGGCAAUCCGGACAAAGCGGCGGCGGCAGCUGCGGCCGCGGCGGCCCGGGUCUUCUUCAACCCGGCCAUGUCCACGAACCCUUACUCCUUUUUCGACCUGGGCUCCAAAAUGAGCGAGCUCUCACCGCAUUCCUUCCCUUACGCGUCCCCGCUAGGGUACCCCCCGAGCGCCGCCAGCGCUUUCGCGGGGAGCGGCGGUGCCGGCGUGGGCGGCGGGACGCACACCCACUCGCACCCGUCCCCCGGGAACCCCGGCUACAUGAUCCCAUGCAACUGCACGGCGUGGCCCUCCAGCGGACUCCAGCCGCCGCUCGCGUACAUCUUGCUUCCCGGGAUGGGGAAGCCUCAGCUCGAACCUUAUCCGGCGUACGCGGCGGCGUUAUGAUCGUCCCCACGCCGCAAUUCCAAACGAACAUUAGUUUGACUUCUGCAUGCGCAAACUUGCACAUGUGCAUAUAUCACAUGUGUUAAACGGAUGAACGCCUUUAUUUAAGGUUUCCGCCAAACUUUUGCCAAUGACCCACCAUUUGCACCUGUUGGAGCCGGGACUGCCCGAUGGCUCGUGGGUCCACCGAGGAUUGUCGCACACCUGCUGGACAACAACAAAAAUGUACAAAAAACAGUUUAUUUAGUGUUCAAAGGGAGCCGAGCAAACAUUUCACUAGGAUUAUGUGUACAUUUAGAGCAGGGGUGGGGAACCAUUUUUACAAUUCUGGGAUUUGAAAAAAAAAAAAAAAAAAACCCACAAAUUUCCAACAAUUGUUAAA